Messenger RNA from Acanthoscelides obtectus, 320 nucleotides. Lineage: Eukaryota; Metazoa; Arthropoda; Insecta; Coleoptera; Chrysomelidae. The record is from the annotation of a GenBank genome assembly.
GGUAGGCAGUUUUAAAUGACUUUAUUGUUUUUCGAAGUAUUCUCCACGAAGAUUAAUACACAUCUGCAUGCGUUCGAACCAAUUUUCGAAGCACUUAUUCCACUCGUUUGCUGGCAGAUCCAAAACGGCAUUUUUGAAUGCAUCAACUGCUUCUUCUGGUGACUGGAACCUUUGGCCACGAAGUCUGUUUUUAAUUUUCGGGAAAGUAAAGAAAUCGUUAGGACUUAGAUUGGGACUAAAUGGAGGAUGGUCCAAUAAUUCUACGUUUUCUGCCUUGUUUUUUGGGCUAUGAAUUGUGUUUUGACACAAAGAUCGUGACC